AUGUGGUCGUCGUUAGCCAGCGCCUCGCUGGUGUUUCUCAUCCUCUACCUGAUCCUAUUCAGCACACUGUUGACACUCUUCGUUCUUCGAAAAGUACCGUGGAAGUCGCGCUGGCUUGUUCUGCUGCUGCAUGUCAUUGUCCGUCUGGCUUCGCAGUGUUGUGGCCUUUCUUUCGGCGUUAUCGGGUACAGAAAUAUCAACCUUCUCGUUGCCUACUAUGUGCUUGGCGCUGAAGGCUACUUCACCCUGGUCGUCUGUACCGCGCGCUUCUUGAUCGCAUGGCAGCGCAACAACUGGGCCGGCUAUUCUUGGUUGGAACCCGUGGACCAUACCAAGAAACGACCGCGUUUCACAUUUCUGGAGCGCCUGAAAGGAUUGUUCCGUUGGAAGGCGGGCAGUAGCAACCAGUGGAUCAUGGUCACCGACUGGCUCUUGAUUGCAGCUAACGCGAUCAUUGUUGCGGGCGGAUCGCUUAGCUCUGCGGCAUACACGGAUUCCGAUUUGUCUGCAAGCCAAAUGUAUAGCAAGCUGGAUGCGGCGGAGGCCAUGAGAGCUACAGGGCAGGCGGUGUUUUUGGCCAUCAACGUGGCCUUGCUAGUAUGCAUCGCUGUUUCCAUGCAUCAGCAUAGACAUUAUCGAUUCGAUCAUGCAACUAGAAUCGACAGUGACAUCGCAAGCGCACAGAAAGCACCACAACAGCACAAAAGGCCUUGGUAUGCCCACCCGACGCUGUUGCAGCUACUCCUCACAUGGCCAUUAUUGACAGUGCGCGGUAUCUUCGGGGUGCUCCAAGCCGUUUUACCCGACCUCAAUUACUUCAAUCCGGAGGUAUAUGACGUAAACGGCCUCACACGACAAUUUGUUAUUGAGGAGACGUGUAUGGUGACUUUGAUGGAAUUCAUCAGCGCCACUAUCCUAACAAUGACGUUCUUCGCCACUCGCCCAGAGUCACGCUUGCGGAGGGAAGUAUCUGUAUCGUCUGCAUAA
Molecule: messenger RNA, 987 nt
Organism: Mycosarcoma maydis (corn smut)
Lineage: Eukaryota; Fungi; Basidiomycota; Ustilaginomycetes; Ustilaginales
Exons: 2
Coding region: 1-987 (328 amino acids)
Source: RefSeq, a predicted model, not a curated record